AGGAACUUGCGGGGGUCACUGCUGGGCACCGAUCAUCAGGGCACUGAUCAUCAGUGCCCUGAUGAUCGGUGCCGAUCCCCCGCUCUGACAACUGCCGGUUCUCGGCACGUGAGGAAAGUACUGCCGGGAACCGGCAGUUGUCAGAGCAGGGAUUGGCAACCGAUCAUCAGGGCACUGAUGAUUAGUGCGCUGAUGAUCGGUGCCCAGCAGCGCAACCCACCAGUUCCGCCCACCUGUGCCCAGCAGUGCCGCCCACCUGUGCCCAGCAGUGCACCCACCUGUGCCCAG
Molecule: messenger RNA, 288 nt
Organism: Staurois parvus
Lineage: Eukaryota; Metazoa; Chordata; Amphibia; Anura; Ranidae
Source: the annotation of a GenBank genome assembly